ACCUGAAGUGAGUGCCAAGGUCACAUUCAAACCCAAUGGCCUUGGAUGACGAGAAAUCUCGACUUCGUGCUUAUAUAAACGAAAGACUCAAUCGCAGUGGGGAGAAAGAAAAACUCAAAGAUCUUUUGAGAACUCGUCUGAGUGAAUGUGGCUGGAGUGAAGAACUGAAAAACCAUUGCCGUGGUGUCAUUCAAGACCGGGGACUUGAUAAUCUAACUGUUGAUGAUUUGGUAGCUGAAAUCACCCCAGUUGGUCGAAGAAUGGUACCAGAUGCUGUGAAGCAAGAGCUGCUGGAUGAGAUCCGAAGUUUCCUGAGCAAAGAAACAGAUAUACUUUGAUUGUUGCGAAGUUAACGUUAACAGUAAUUUCCAUAUUUUCAGCUCUUUUUUACUACUUAAUCUAAAAUUGUAUUCAAUUACUUCCGUUGUGCACUCGCUUCUUAACUAACUGCUAUCAUUGUGUAAUUACUGUUUUAUAUCUUCAAAAUGAUUGAUAGGAAUACAUUUUCUUGAAGCUAA
This is a messenger RNA of Heterobilharzia americana, 518 nucleotides long. The record is from the annotation of a GenBank genome assembly. Lineage: Eukaryota; Metazoa; Platyhelminthes; Trematoda; Strigeidida; Schistosomatidae.